CUGUGGGGCCUCCUCUUUACCCCCCCACGCCCCCACCCCAUCCUGCUCCAGUGAUCUCCAGCUUUCCUCGCCUCCCCUCUUCGUCUUCACUCUCCCUCCUCGUUUGGGGCCGCUGUAUUGAAAAUAAAUCCUUAUCUCUUGAAACAAUUGUCUUUUUAAACACGGGACAACUUCACCAGAGGUUUAAUGUCACGGCGCGACAGAAAAUGGAACUACCACAUAAACUCCGCUUGGACCGGUGCCCGAUUUUGGCGGCAGCAUUGUUAUUACUACCUGCGUUGACGGUGCUGUGUAAUGACAUCCUCAGCCUGAAGGUGGCAGGAGAGCCAGUCCUAACCCCCAACUCGGUGUGCCUGCGCCUGGCCGGCCUGAGUAAGCGUCAGCUGAGGAUGUGCGUGCGACGACCCGACGUGACGGCCUCGGCCCUGCAGGGCAUCCAGGUGGCCAUCCACGAGUGUCAGCACCAGCUGCGGGACCAGCGGUGGAACUGCUCGUCCCUUGAGGCCCUCGGCAAGCUGCUGCACCACAGCGUCAUCCUCAACAGAGGUUUUCGUGAAAGCGCCUUCUCACUGGCCUUGUUAGCGGCGGGCGUGGCGCACUCGGUGGCCUCGGCCUGCAGCCUGGGCAAGCUGGGGGGAUGCGGCUGCGAUGGCAAGCGUCGGCGGGACGACGACGAGCUCAUGCGGUCCAAACUGACGCGGCUGCAGCUGCAGAUGCUGCAGAAGGCCGGCCUGCCCACGUCCGCCCGCCUGGAUCCGACCUCCGCCCAGCGCCUCAAGCCUUUUCCCCACGAGCUCAGCUCCAUGCAGGAGACUUGGGAGUGGAGCGGCUGCAAUCAUGACUUACGUUUUGGGGAACGCUUCUCCAGGGAGUGGCUGGACUCCCUGGGGUCCCCGAGAGACAUCCACGCUCGUAUGAGGAUACACAACAAGCGAGUGGGACGGCAGAUCGUCGCCGACAACAUGAAGAGGAGGUGCAAGUGUCACGGCACAUCAGGGAGCUGCCAGUUCAAGACCUGCUGGCACGUUUCUCCCGAGUUCCGGCUGGUGGGUUCAAUACUCAAGGAGAAAUUACUCUCGGCCGUCCUGGUCAAUUCCCAGAACAAGAACAGCGGCGUUUUCAAUCCACGAAUCGGCAACGUGGGCCGCAGGAGGACCGGGAGCUCCAGAGGAGGUCGCGGCGGCGGCGGCUUGUCCAGAGAGUUGGUGUACUUUGAGAAGUCACCCGAUUUUUGCGAGCGUGACGCGGCCGCCGACUCUCUGGGCACGCACGGGCGCGUUUGCAACAAAAGCAGCCCGGGCACGGAGGGCUGCAGCUCGCUGUGCUGCGGCCGAGGACACAACAUCCUAAAGCAAAGCCGCGGCCGGCGCUGCAACUGCACCUUUCACUGGUGCUGCUACGUUCUGUGUGACGAGUGCCGAGUCACCGAAUGGCUCAGCGUCUGCAAGUAGACCAAGUGGUAUGAUUGGACGCUUUCUUUUCAGUCGACACGCACUGUACAUUUAUAAAUCUAUUUUUAUUAAUAUUAUUACUGUGCUGUCGCUGUGCUGGUGGACAGAACAGCUUGGUUGUGAUUGUCUUCUCUUCUAAUGCUCUUUCAUUUUUGCUCCAUGUGGACCUUGUGGUUUUAGAACUUUUUUUCCCGUUUUGUUUUCCGUAUUUUUGCGAACUGAGGAUCCGUUUGACUUUUCACAGAUAUUGAAGGACUUUGCUGAUGUACUUGAGCAAUGGCGUCUUGGCAGAUGUGGCUCGUGACAACAGUAGGGGACUAAAUCCCGAGCGAGCUCUUGUUACUUUGUAUAAGAAUCACCAGAAAAGCAAGAGGACAUUUUUUUGCUGUAUCGGGAGGAUCACGCAAGGUGUUGCUAAGACGGUUGCCGAUUGGCAACAUCCAUCUGUCCGCUUUCGAAAUCUGAAAUCACAUCAUUUUCACCAGAUGAGAUUGGCCAUCACUCAAAAACUGUUUUUCUUUAUAUUUGUAAUGUCUUUGUGAUAUCCAAACACAUAUUUCACACAAGAAAAAUAGCAACUAUGAUGAAGAAAAAAUAAAAAUAAAAUGGUGCAAACUUGGGGAAACUCGUUUUGGCCUCCUGAGGAAUGUCACUGAAUUGGCAACAUUGCCAGCUUGGUUUUUAGUGACACUAAAUGCUAUGGAAUGAUAAAGAUCUGGAUUUCUGGUUUGUGCUGAAUCCCAUGUCACCGUUUCUCCACGCACGUGUCAGACGCACUGCAAUUGCUUUCUCCCCUUGCCAAUGUCUCCCUCAAUGCUACAAAGCCAAACACAUUGAUAGCAAGCCAAUAACGACAACCAGACUGGCUUGAAAAUUAAAGAGAGGCAAGCAGAGAGGAAGUUGGGAGAGAAAAAAAGUCCGCCGCACAGAUUGACAUCUUGAUUAUAGGUGUCAAGUGAGGCGAUGGAGUGUGAGCUGGAUGCAGAGAUACGUAGUGAGAGCAGAUCCAUGCUGCAAGGAAGGAGAAAUGGGGGCUUCGGGGAAGGGAUGAAUAGCGUGCAUGCGCCCGCGCUGUCUAAAUACAAGGCUCCCGACAUCUGCUUCUCAACUCCCCUUUGGGUUUUUGAUGUGGGACGAGAGCGGCAGAGAAAACACAAGGACGCAGCUACCCAGAACAUCAAAGCCCCUGCCCUCAACUUGCAGGCCCUCAUUAGUUCAGCUAGCAGAAGCCACCAGACUUGUGAUUGUGUUUGCUGGGGUGCGCGCUGGCAGCGACUUCAGAGGAGAGCUUCCUAUAAGUCAUAACUAGCCGGCCCACCUCCGCUGCCGCCCCGGCCCGGCCCGCCGUAACCCCCGCGUAACCCUCACCAAAACUCUGGGCUCACACAAACCCCGCCAUGAGUCUGCUCCACCCCCAAAUCUGGCGUGCAGCUGCAAACAUCUGCUCGCCACUUUAUUCCCGUCCUUUAUUCGUGAUAAACACAUCAUGUGAGCGAGCGCUGAAAACUGUCACAGAAUUUUAAUCUUCCUGCUUAGUAUUUGUUGGAGCACAUUCCAGAUUGACUCAAAGCGUUUGUGUUUUGUUGCGCAGCCUUCCUGUUGUCGCCAUUCACACACAGCUGUGGGACAAAUUAGAAUUUACGCAACGUGCUAAAAUGCAACAUUGUGUAUUCACCAACCUCGUUGUAUCUGCUUUUACAACGACAAUAAAUAGUUUUCAAGGGU
Molecule: messenger RNA, 3176 nt
Organism: Syngnathus acus (greater pipefish)
Lineage: Eukaryota; Metazoa; Chordata; Actinopteri; Syngnathiformes; Syngnathidae
Gene: wnt10b
Product: wingless-type MMTV integration site family, member 10b
Exons: 4
Coding region: 207-1451 (414 amino acids)
Biological process (GO): multicellular organism development; canonical Wnt signaling pathway; neuron differentiation
Cellular component (GO): extracellular region
Molecular function (GO): frizzled binding; cytokine activity
Source: RefSeq, a predicted model, not a curated record